AUGGGCGGCAGACUUUCGAUGCCUCGUGGGCCGGAUGGCAUGAAUGAGGUGUCUAAACCAACCUCUGGCUCCGCGUCGGCGCGGUUCACGCGGGGCAGAGGUAUCAUCAAUGGGCGGACGGUGAUGGCGCCUUUGGCAGCUCUCACCAUGGCUGGUCUUCUCUUCGUCUACGCCAGGACAUCGAUACGAGCCGCGAAGCUGAACGCGCAGAAGCACCGGGAGGCAGAUGGUGGGCAGAUAAGCUGGCACAAGGAGAGCUUGCGGAGGCAUGGGCAACUGGAGAGGGUCGAGAACGACAGGAGUACGCUGAAGGAGGCCUUCAUGGCGGACGUCUCGCGGAAGAAGAAAGAGAAGACAGGAGUCGAAGAGGGCAAGAUCAGGGCGGAGAGGUCGGCUGAAGAGGAGCGGUUACGCAAGAUGAUGGGCAAAGAUGAUUAG
Trematosphaeria pertusa is the source of this 438-nucleotide messenger RNA. RefSeq lists its product as uncharacterized. NCBI's taxonomy places the organism in Eukaryota, Fungi, Ascomycota, Dothideomycetes, Pleosporales, Trematosphaeriaceae. The record is from RefSeq and is a predicted model, not a curated record. The transcript has 2 exons. Bases 1 to 438 code for a protein of 145 amino acids.